Messenger RNA from Oreochromis niloticus (Nile tilapia), 3383 nucleotides. Its product is annotated as protein ELYS. Bases 383 to 2923 code for a protein of 846 amino acids. Lineage: Eukaryota; Metazoa; Chordata; Actinopteri; Cichliformes; Cichlidae. The record is from RefSeq and is a predicted model, not a curated record. The transcript has 16 exons.
UCAGCAAAUCCACAAGGCAGACAGAACUCACAGCAGUCACCACUACAGAGACCAAGAGGGAAAUUUCACUGACCCACUGCGGAAAACUAGACCACAGUCGUUCCACAGAGUAAGUAUGUGAAGACCCAACAAAUGCAAAAUCAUACUUACUAAAAUCAUCAUGCUUCAGUCUGGUCUUCCUGAUGUAAGUGUGGAAACACUUACAUAAAUGGAUUUUCUAGCUUUAAGUGUACAUGCUAUUUAACCACUUAAGCACAUUACAUGGGCUACAGUUGCAAGACCUGUGCAAUGCAGUAGGUAAAGUAGUUGUUAGAUGUUUUCAGUAUACCCACGUUUUUGCGUGUGAUCUCCCUUGUCUUCGUGUCAAUACCACAAGCUCAGCAUGAUGCUGGACACAGAGGGUCAGUGGUCUGAGGCAUUGGCCAGCAAUAACAUAAAAGCCAUCAUCUGCUGGUUGAGGAAGUUUACAGCUGAAGGUUAUACUGAUGUGGGGGAAAUCACUCCAGCAUUUAGCUGCUGGGUACAGCGGACAGCAGAGUUUGCUAAAAAGGAGUUAUUAACCUUAUGCUUCAGCUGUUGCCAGGGUCUGUGGAUGUUCCUGGACCGCGGCUCCUUCACUAGAGUGCACAUGUUACUCCAAAAAUUAAGGAACCUGCUUACAUUAGCCCAGUGGGGAAGAAAACAUCUCUGCUCAGCCCACCUCUGGCAUGGAGCGGGAGUCCCAUGUGUGAUCUGCAAGGACACAUACAGCUCCUCAGAGAUCCGACCUGGCUGCUGGAACAGAGAGCAGAGGAUGCUGAUGCAACACAUCUGGGUGGGACAGCUGGUUCAGUGGUGGGGCAUCAUGGAGCUUCUGCCAAAGUUUCCUGAGACCCAAGAAGUGAAGCGUAUCACUCAGAUGUGGAAGGAAAUGGAUCACAGCCACCGAAAAGCUGGUCUUGAAACACAGGGACGGGAGGAGGGAGAAAUGGGAAGAUUCAAGUCUUUGAUACAGAGCAUGGUGACACAGCUAUGCGAACAACAUGGGUGCAUUUGGAUGUCUGGAGAUUGCACAGAUCCACGUUAUCCUCCCCCUAAUCUGCAGACGCUGUUGAAGCUCGUGCUGAUCCCUAAUAUCGACAACAUGUCAGUCCAGGCCAUUCUCAUGUACUUCAUCCUGGAUGUGGCAAAUUUCCUACAGUGCAAAGAUGACCUCCUUCAGGCUUUUUGUCAUGCGUUUACAAUUCCAUCAACCUUCUCCCAACAAAUCAGAGCCUUCUGGAUGCUUGAUCAUGGACACACUGAGGCUUCCAUGGAGCUAUUACUGAGCCCAAAGGCCUCUGUUCCUACCCUCUCCUGGCAGCAUCGUUGCAUCAUCCAUUGUCUCCUGACAAGGAAACAGCCUCAAGAGGCAUUACGGUACCUCCAGUGGGCCAGGCCUGCAGUAGAGACCACUGAUGAUGCCAAGCUGUUUGCAGAUGUACUUAUUCAAAGCAGUUUUAACUCUGAUGCUUGGGCUCUGUUGAAGAGAGGCCACACAGAGACUGAAGAUAUGAGCAAAUACUUCCUCCAAACUUGUAAAGGAGUUGGCCUGUGCACAGAGGCUUUAAAGUACAUUCUUGUUGAAAACAAUAAUGAAGAAGAUGGAGCUGAGACCACAGAGGUGACACGGAUGAAGAAAGAAAUGCCACUAUGUCCGCUGUCUGCCAAGCUGUACCGGGCUCAGAAAGCUGGCAAAGUAUCAACAGAUGAGCAGGUGAAAUUGGUCAGAAAGGCUGUGAAGGAAGUGAGAAAACCACAUUCCAAGUUGAGGGAGGUAGUGUGGCCAGAGCGCACAGAGAGAAAGCCCAACAGCAAGCAAAUGCUUUUGCCCACCGAGGCUCUGCGUCUACUCACAUGCAGCUCUUUGCCAGUGCACAUGGCAAUAGAAACACAGCAAACAGCACAUACAGCUGACCCAGAAGGAGAACAUCCUUUGAUUUACACUCAGCAGCAGCAGCUGGAGACUCAAGAGAACAUUUUUUCUUCUGAGGAGGAUCUAAGAUCCGUGUCUGCCUCAUCCUCUACCUCAGCUUCACCCUUGCCUCUUAUGAAGUGGGACCCGCUUCACACAUUUAAAAGCACUCUGACCCUGCAGACGAUUUCCUCUCUGCUGAGGGAUAGAAGUAGCCAAAGCAGGGGACAAGAAGAGCACAGACCCCACUCAUCAGCUGGUGUUUUCCUAAAUAUCCCUGAGCUGGUGCUGACACCAGAUGGCGCCACAGAGCCUAUUUCCUUCAGCAGCUUGAACAAAGACAGCAUGGUAGAGCUGAUGCUUUCUGCACAUGUGGGAGAAGAUGAUGAAGCAGAUGUUUUUCUGGAAGAAGAUACUAUCGGGGGUGACGGGCUUUCAAGACCUUCCACAUAUGAAAGCCUUCUUUCAGACACAAGUUUCACUGAGGUAGCUCCAACUCACUGCGUCCAGACAAUGAAACCUCAUCAGCAAGAGGAACCACAGGGAUGCUCCAGCCAACACCUCCCCUGUACCCCAGCUGAAACAACCCACGACAUGCUGACAGAUCUUCAUCAGAGCCUUGUUUUGGAUUGGUCUAUACCCAGGAGUUCGCCAGGGAUGGGUGAGCAGGACAGCUCCCUCCUCUUCUCUGUGUGUAGCUCCACCUUUCUUUACACAUCUGUGAACCCCAGCCCAACGUGCAACACUGAAACUACCUCGGUUUAUUUGGGCACAAAGAAUGAGCGCCUCCCUGAAUCCAUAUUAAAAACUAAUGAAUCCUCUCACUCAGCCUGGCUCGAUCAUUGCAAAAUGGGCAAAUGGUGGAAACAGGAUGCUGAGAGUUGUAGUGUUUCCAGGUGUCUCACAAAUGCUACAGAGCUAAGAGCUGCUAUUGCAGCAGGUGCAUUUUCGGAUCACAAAAAGUCUAAACAAAUAAUAAUAUACCUCUAAAACUAUGCACGAAUCUAUGCAGCCAUUUGGUGCACACUGAUCAGCAGAGAUAACAAGACAUGUUGCCUGCUCAACCUUUAGAGCUCUGAAAACAAUUCUAUCUUUUGCAGUGUGUGUGUGUGUGUGUGUGUGUGUGUGUGUGUGUGUGUGUGUGUGUGUGUGUGUUAAGGGCAGACCUAAUUGUUUGUCAGAGGAGCUGCAGGGGUGCAAGAUGCAGGCACCAAAAGCAGGGGGGCUUGGCUGCUAGGAGAGGGAGAUUGGAGAGGAAGUGAGGUGUCAGAGAUUGGUUCCUUUAACCUUGCUGCAGCAUUCAGUGAUCCAUUAAACAGCAUCCCCUCCCUCCCUCCCCCACGUUUUCUGUCAAAGGGUGUACCGUCUACCACCGCAGGCAGACCUCCCUCCAUCUGCUGAUCACCGCUGAGCCUCAGGGAGCGAUGGCCUGUUGGCCCGCACUGAUGCC